Rhizoctonia solani is the source of this 333-nucleotide messenger RNA. RefSeq lists its product as uncharacterized. The coding region runs from base 1 to 333 and encodes 110 amino acids. NCBI's taxonomy places the organism in Eukaryota, Fungi, Basidiomycota, Agaricomycetes, Cantharellales, Ceratobasidiaceae. The transcript is spliced from 4 exons. The record is from RefSeq and is a predicted model, not a curated record.
AUGUACUGGUUUCACAAUAUCCCUUCCCCACAGAAGGAGAUGUCGAAGGCUCAAGGAAUAUACUCGCUCAUCCGCAAAUACAUUAUCAAUGCACAGGUUCUAUAUCUCGAUUUCGAUCCUUCAAAUCCCUCCCACACCCAAGUGCGCAGCGCCUCUAACACUAUGUUCGCCACCGACUUAGCAGUAGUGGAUGCGGCUGGUGCAUCGGCGGCCGAGCACCCACAUCUCUACGUGAUAAGUACUGGAGAACUGGGCUCAAAAGGUAUCCCAGAGAAUGAUCCCAAGUUAGCCCUUCACGACUAUAGGGAAAGACUUAGCGCCGCCGCCACAUGA